Molecule: messenger RNA, 2655 nt
Organism: Cotesia glomerata
Lineage: Eukaryota; Metazoa; Arthropoda; Insecta; Hymenoptera; Braconidae
Product: terminal nucleotidyltransferase 4B-like
Exons: 8
Coding region: 342-2255 (637 amino acids)
Biological process (GO): RNA 3'-end processing
Cellular component (GO): TRAMP complex; nucleolus
Molecular function (GO): mRNA binding; poly(A) RNA polymerase activity
Source: RefSeq, a predicted model, not a curated record
UUCUCAAAGUACUUUAGCAAGUUAAUGCGCGACAUCUAUCGCGGAUCUAAUAUCACGGGUGCAACACCUGUAUGCAUGGGGUUUCUGCGUUAACAAACAGUCUACCGUACAUAUAAUAAAGGACUGAGUUGACUAAAAGAAGAAAUAAAAAGCUAGUUAAUAAAUCCUCGCGUUUUAAAAAGUUUAGUGUUGUUUUUCAGCUAAAGUGUUGUCACAGAGUAGAGAGAGUGCCCGGCGGGUCGUGUAGUAAUCGGCCGCGCGGGAUAUUGGAUAUCCAGACAAGGAGCAGCACACAGCACAGGCCUUGGGUAGCUCGUGCCCGUGUGUAAGUAAUUUUUUUAAUGGAUCCUACUAUCGGCUGGUAUCAACCGGAGCAGUUUGGGCCAGCUAAAGACUUGUGGCUGCAAAUUUGGAUCGCUGAGAAAGGCCUUGAUACGUUGACAUUAAAAAACGAAAACAGCAUAGUAGGCUGUGGUGGCGGCGGCGGCGGUGGUGGGACGAACACUCUUGUUAACAGUGUUGGUGGUGGUGUACCAACAGCAAUGGCUACUUCUGGCAACAAAGGCGCCCAGGACUUUGUUCCUCUCCAGGACAGUCACAUCAACAAUCACAGCAACGCGGCUGUUAACAACCGCGUUGCCCACCAGGAAGACCACCGGAAUCACCAGACGACCAAUCAUCUCCAAAGGAGCUUACCAGUCACGUCAAAUAUGUACUACAACCCGUCUCGCAGGAAAAAUGACAACCGAGCCAGCACUUAUGGUCUCAAUUACAACCACGACACCCUCAUCGGCGAGUACGGAGGAUGUCCUUGGAGGAUUCCCAGCAAGCAGUACAGUCCAGGAAUUAUUGGGCUUCAUGAGGAAAUAAUUGACUUUUAUAAUUAUAUGUGUCCGACAAUCGAAGAGCACAAUUUGCGAAUACGUGUUGUCAAGCGAAUUGAGUCAAUUAUUUAUGAACAAUGGCCAGAGUCUAAAGUUGAGGUAUUUGGAAGCUUUCGCACUGGCCUUUAUCUGCCUACAAGUGAUAUCGAUCUAGUUGUAAUCGGAAGGUGGGCGAACCUCCCGCUGUUUACGUUAGAAAAUAAGUUCCUGGAGUAUGAUAUCGCUGAACCGAGCUCAAUAAAGGUGUUGGACAAGGCUAGUGUACCAAUAAUCAAAUUAACCGAUAAAGAAACUGAUAUUAAAGUAGACAUUAGUUUUAAUAUGAACAACGGCGUUAAAUCUGCGGAGCUCAUUAAAAAUUACAAAAGACGUUUUCCAGUACUUGACAAACUCGUGCUUGUUUUAAAGCAAUUUUUAUUACAACGUGAUUUAAAUGAAGUUUUUACUGGAGGUAUUUCAUCUUACAGCUUGAUUCUCAUGACGAUCAGUUUCCUGCAGUUACAUCCUAGACAAAAUGUACAUGAAAAUUCUAAUCUAGGAGUUUUACUUAUUGAAUUUUUAGAGUUAUACGGUAGAAAAUUUAAUUAUGUUAAGACUGGCAUUAGAGUUAAAGACGGCGGUACUUAUAUUUCUAAGGAAGAGGUUCAACGAGACAUGAUUGAUGGACACCGACCAUCAUUGUUGUGUAUUGAAGAUCCAUUGACACCCGGUAACGACAUCGGACGCAGCAGCUACGGAGCUCUCUAUGUUAAAGAUGCAUUUGACUAUGCUUAUCAUAAUCUGGCUCAAGCUGUCAAUCCAACAAAUUUCAUUGAUUCUUCUAAGCAUAGUAUACUGGGAAGAAUAAUCCGCGUUACUGAUGAAGUAAUAGAAUACCGGAAGUGGAUCAAAGACUCGUUUCCGAGUUCCGUCCUAGAAUUAGACUCACUGUCAAGCUCGACUGGUUCAGACGCGUCAACUCUCUCAGCGCCUGCCAGUGAUACUGAUUCAGAGCACAGUCGUGGGAAUUCUCCAAACACAGGUGGACAGAUAGAAGACCGCAAUCGAGACCGCAAUGCGUACAACAAUCAACAGAAUCAGUAUACUCACAAUCCGUGGAAAAAACCCUACAAAACUGGACAUGUAAAUCACCAACACAGCUCGAGGGGAAGUUAUCCGCGGGGAAUAAAUAACUCGCUGCAUAACAAAGCUAAGAACUCCCACCACAACGGCAUCAUUAAUAACACCAACAACAAUAACAGUAGUAACACCAAUAAUAAUAAUAAUAUUAGCAAUAACAACGGCGGCAGCCAGAGUCCUGGAACGAGGAUUCAAGCUCAGAAGAGGAAGAAGACCUACAGCAACCGCGCGCCUGGUGACUGUGUACGGUGAUGAAAUUUCAUCUAAGAAUUGUUCUGCUGUUCAAGUGAUUAAUUGUUAAGGAAAACUGUUUGUUUGCCAAGGCGAUUUCUCCUCAGGUAAACCCACGAGGCUUCUCGUCCAAAUUAAAUAUUUAUUAAUAAAUAAUUUACAGAUUUAUUACACUGACGCAGAACUUACGGACAUUUUAUUGUUAAAUGUUUUGUUAAUAUUUUAUUAAUAUAAACAUUUAUUUAAAAGGUAAAUUAAAACUUUGUAAAAAUACGGUCUAGAGUUUUAAAUAUGUACAUUAAGUUCGUCGUAGUUUAAUGUAUAAAGUUUCUGCAUUUUAUUUCGUAUAAAAAAAAAAAAAUGACAAAAAAAUUAUUUAAAAAUAACGAAAAUAAAAAUAUAUAUAAAUAUAUAAAAAAAA